Messenger RNA from Punica granatum (pomegranate), 2165 nucleotides. Lineage: Eukaryota; Viridiplantae; Streptophyta; Magnoliopsida; Myrtales; Lythraceae. The record is from RefSeq and is a predicted model, not a curated record.
CCUUCCCAAAAUCGUCUCUUUUGCCGUUAUGGGUGGGCUAGAUUUCAGUGCUUGAGGUUGGGAUUAUCCAAAUCAUCUCCUUUCCGAAACCCAGAUGGUUCUGUAGGAUAUUUGCGUUGCUGUCGUUAGCAAUCAUGAUAAGGAUUCGUGGGUUGAUGUUUUUUCAUGGGAAGGAUUAGUGAGGGAGUAAGAAUUAGGGGGAGAUUUGGUGCCCACCAGAGGAAACGAAGGGAUACUUUAUUGUGUGAAGAAAGGGAAGCUGAAGAAGGAGAAGACGAGAUGAGGUAGAAAGAAUCUGAGGGUGGCCGAUCGAGAUGAGAUUUGUGGCGAUAUGGUCGAUGGAGGAAUGGUAUUGAACUGGAUGUGAUGCCACUGGUUAAUGAGUCUGUCAAUAACUGAAGUUUUGCUGUUACAUUGGAUUAAGAUGCCAAUAAAGAUAUGGGCAUUGGUUUUCUGUGGGAUAUUGUUCUCUACUUUACUACAGAUGAUACCCACAAGGGUGGGAGCCAUAAAGUUGGGUCGAACUCAACGUACGGAGCGUAUUUCUGGUAGUGCUGGCGAUGUUUUGGAAGAUGACCCAGUGGGAAGGCUAAAGGUUUUUGUUUACGAGCUCCCUAGUAAGUAUAACAAGAAAAUUCUGCAAAAGGACCCAAGAUGCCUCACUCACAUGUUUGCAGCUGAAAUAUUUAUGCAUCGGUUUCUGUUGUCAAGUCCUGUACGAACACUCAAUCCUGAAGAAGCGGACUGGUUCUAUACCCCUGUCUAUACCACAUGUGAUCUACCAAAUGGCCUCCCUUUGCCCUUUAAAUCACCACGGAUGAUGCGAAGUGCAAUCCAGCUGAUCUCCUCGAACUGGCCGUACUGGAACCGCACGGAAGGAGCCGACCACUUUUUUGUGGUACCUCAUGAUUUUGGUGCAUGCUUCCAUUACCAGGAAGAGAAGGCAAUUGAAAGGGGAAUCUUGUCAUUGCUGCAACGUGCUACCCUGGUUCAAACUUUUGGGCAGAAGAAUCAUGUGUGCCUGAAAGAGGGCUCUAUCACCAUUCCCCCGUAUGCUCCCCCACAAAAAAUGCAGACGCACCUGAUUCCAGAAAAAACACCUCGGUCCAUCUUUGUCUACUUUCGAGGAUUGUUCUAUGAUGUUGGAAAUGAUCCUGAAGGCGGUUAUUAUGCAAGAGGAGCCCGGGCAGCAGUGUGGGAGAACUUCAAGGACAAUCCCCUAUUUGAUAUCUCAACUGAGCACCCAACAACAUACUAUGAGGACAUGCAAAGAGCUGUCUUUUGUCUGUGUCCGCUGGGGUGGGCUCCUUGGAGCCCAAGAUUGGUGGAAGCAGUCAUAUUUGGGUGCAUCCCAGUCAUCAUAGCAGAUGACAUUGUGCUGCCCUUUGCCGAUGCGAUCCCGUGGGAAGAGAUCGGGGUGUUUGUGGAUGAGAAGGACGUCCCAAACUUGGACACAAUACUCACUUCGAUUCCCGUCGAAGUGAUACUGAGGAAGCAGAGAUUGCUCGCCAAUCCUUCAAUGAAGCAGGCCAUGUUGUUCCCGCAACCUGCUCAACCUGGUGAUGCUUUCCAUCAAGUCCUGAAUGGUCUUGCACGUAAGCUGCCGCACGACAGGGUCGCUGUUUACCUGAAACCAGGUCAGAAGAUUUUGAACUGGACCGCAGGUCCUGUGGGUGAUCUGAAACCGUGGUAGCAGUAGGUGCUUAGUUAAUCUAGGAAGCAGGAAUACAACAUCAUUAAUCCAGGAGGCCAAGGCGAAGGUGAAAGUGAUGACCGUCUGUCGCGUUGGUAUUCUUCGUCUGUAGUUCAAUGUAUUAUUCUGUGUAAGAAAUCUGUUACAUGAUUUUGUUUUCAGUUUUCAAAUUCUGAUAUUAUUUAUAUUUUGUCCUCGAUAUCUUUCCAUAUUGGUGUACGGGUAAGUGUUUAGGGGCUUAUUAUUUUUACUCUCUGUAAAUUUCUUGUUUGAUUUCAUAUUUUUCUCAUUCGCUGCUGCUCCUAGUUAAGAGCUGUGUUGGUUGGUAGUACCAUAAUGGUAACCGAUGUAUAUAAGGUAUAGAAUGCAUUCUAUUUGUUCGUGUUGUCUAAAUCUGAAGCUUAGGAUAAUCCUCAGUUACUGUUUUUUGGUUGUCAUGAACAGAUUGAAAGGCAUAUUUCCUUUUCCGUUA